GCCAGCGACAAGCGGACGGGGCCGGCGGGCGCUGCCUCCACAGGUCCCGUCAUGGAGACCAAUGUCUCCUCCGAUCUCUGGAUGACCAGCCCUGGUCCUUCUCCUGCCAAGGCCAAGCCUGACCUGAACGCCAUCAUGGACCUAGUCCAGGUCGUCUUCUACACCGUGGUCUUUGUGGGGGGCUCGCUGGGCAACGGGCUGGUGAUCUGGCUCACGGCUCGCCGGGCCGGCCACUCCGUCAACUGCGUCUGGUUCCUCAACCUGGCGGUGGCCGACUUCGUCUUCUCGGUCAGCCGGGCGGUGCCCCUGGUGAAGAACGCCUUCUACCGCAGGCACUGGCCCUUCGGCGCCUUCCUCUGCCAGGCCACCAGCUUCAUCAAGUACCUCAACAUGUUCUGCAGCGUCUUCCUCUUGGCGGCCAUCAGCCUGGACCGCCUGGCAGCCGUGGCCUUCCCGGUGUGGUCCAAGAACCGCCGGGGCCCCCGCCUGGCGUGGGCGGCCGCUGCCGGGGCAUGGGGGGCGGCCGCCGUGGCCAGCCUGCCCUUCUACCUCUACCGCAAGCUGGUGCCGGAGGGGAAGACCAACGGCCUCAAGUGCUCCUUGACGCUGGGAGAAGGGCCCAAGCUGACGCUGUAUCUCCUCCGGCUGCUCUGCGGCUUCCUGGCCCCCUUCGCCAUCAUCCUGGCCUGCUACGGGGCCUUAGCGGCCGUGCUGAGGCGGCGCCCGGCCACCGUCCGCUCCAGGAAGCCCUUCAAGGUCAUGGCGGCCAUUGUGGUGACCUUCUUCCUCUGCUGGGCCCCCUACCACCUCUUCCUCCUCCUCAAGCUGGCGGGCGUCAAGGGCCAGGCCAUGGCCGUGGGGCUGCCGCUCGCCUCCUCCCUGGCCUAUCUCAACAGCUGCGCCAACCCCGUCCUUUACUUCUUCAUGGGGCUGGAGUUCCGCCGGGCGCUGAGACGGACCACCUUGGCCGGGGCCUUCCGCCGGGCCCUGCUGGAGGACACGGCCUACUCAGUCAGGUCCCACAGCCGCAGGAAGGAGGCAGCUUCCUCCAUUGACGGGCUGGCCCAGAGCUCGGUGUCCCCCAACCUGGCUUGAGAGACCCCGAGGGAGCGGGGCCUGUGGGGCCGAGGGAGACAGGGACUGCGCGAGGUGGGUGCCCUGGCACAGCCGGCGGUGGCGAAGAGAGCAGUGCAGAGACAGAUGCCAAAGGAGCCCCCAGCCAUCCCACCACAAACACCAAUGUGCUUCUUCCCGGCCAGAGACCUGCGGACGUC
Molecule: messenger RNA, 1274 nt
Organism: Mauremys mutica (yellowpond turtle)
Lineage: Eukaryota; Metazoa; Chordata; Testudines; Geoemydidae
Product: chemokine-like receptor 1
Exons: 2
Coding region: 52-1095 (347 amino acids)
Biological process (GO): complement receptor mediated signaling pathway; phospholipase C-activating G protein-coupled receptor signaling pathway; inflammatory response
Cellular component (GO): plasma membrane
Molecular function (GO): G protein-coupled receptor activity; complement receptor activity
Source: RefSeq, a predicted model, not a curated record